Lynx canadensis (Canada lynx) is the source of this 942-nucleotide messenger RNA. It is a transcript of the gene PITX1, whose product is annotated as paired like homeodomain 1. Lineage: Eukaryota; Metazoa; Chordata; Mammalia; Carnivora; Felidae. Bases 1 to 942 code for a protein of 313 amino acids. Gene Ontology annotation, biological process: anatomical structure morphogenesis; regulation of transcription by RNA polymerase II. The transcript has 3 exons. Gene Ontology annotation, molecular function: DNA-binding transcription factor activity, RNA polymerase II-specific; RNA polymerase II cis-regulatory region sequence-specific DNA binding. The record is from RefSeq and is a predicted model, not a curated record. Gene Ontology annotation, cellular component: nucleus.
AUGGACGCCUUCAAGGGGGGCAUGAGCCUGGAGCGGCUGCCGGAGGGACUCCGGCCGCCGCCGCCGCCGCACGACAUGGGGCCUGCCUUCCACCUGGCGCGCGCCGCCGACCCCCGCGAGCCGCUCGAGAACUCUGCCAGCGAGUCGUCCGACACGGAGCUGCCAGAGAAGGAGCGCAGCGGGGAAGUCAAGGGGCCAGAGGACAGCAGUGCAGGAGGCGCAGGCUGCGGUGGUGCGGAAGACCCGGCCAAGAAAAAGAAGCAGCGGCGGCAGCGCACGCACUUCACAAGCCAGCAGUUGCAAGAGCUGGAGGCCACGUUCCAGAGGAACCGCUACCCCGACAUGAGCAUGCGGGAGGAGAUCGCUGUGUGGACCAACCUCACCGAGCCUCGCGUGAGGGUCUGGUUCAAGAACCGGCGAGCCAAGUGGCGGAAGCGCGAGCGUAACCAGCAGCUGGACCUGUGUAAGGGCGGCUACGUGCCGCAGUUCAGCGGCCUGGUGCAGCCCUACGAGGACGUGUACGCCGCCGGCUACUCCUACAACAACUGGGCCGCCAAGAGCCUGGCGCCAGCGCCGCUCUCCACCAAGAGCUUCACUUUCUUCAACUCCAUGAGCCCGCUGUCGUCGCAGUCCAUGUUCUCCGCGCCCAGCUCCAUCUCCUCCAUGACCAUGCCGUCGAGCAUGGGCCCGGGCGCCGUGCCCGGCAUGCCCAACUCGGGCCUCAACAACAUCAACAACCUCACCGGCUCCUCGCUUAACUCGGCCAUGUCACCGGGCGCCUGCCCGUACGGCACGCCCGCCUCGCCCUACAGCGUCUACCGGGACACGUGCAACUCGAGCCUGGCCAGCCUGCGGCUCAAGUCCAAGCAGCACUCGUCGUUCGGCUACGGCGGGCUGCAGGGCCCGGCCUCGGGCCUCAAUGCGUGCCAGUACAACAGCUGA